This is a messenger RNA of Gigantopelta aegis, 1495 nucleotides long. RefSeq lists its product as uncharacterized. Bases 1 to 642 code for a protein of 213 amino acids. The record is from RefSeq and is a predicted model, not a curated record. Lineage: Eukaryota; Metazoa; Mollusca; Gastropoda; Neomphalida; Peltospiridae. The transcript has a single exon.
AUGUUUGUCAUGUGCAAACUCAACGUCUCGAAGAGCAGAAAGCCCUUUGCCGUGUCCAUAGCUCAAGCAAAUACAACGCAGCUAAAACACAAAUUGUUGGUGAAGUACCCUGAACCGUUUCGUUUCAAUGUCACGGUGUUCUUUAGGUGCAUGAAGUCAAAAAUAUUGUCGAAACUGAAACCAUUCAGUCAUAGGGACCAAACGUUCUGGGAACAUUUUGUUGUCUAUAAUUAUUCUAUAGGUGAUGAAGUAAAGAAUGUUGUCAACUACUAUUUCAGUCAAGGAAUUCUGGAAUUAAACGUCUGGAACCUACCAAAAGUAGAAGUUCAUUAUUUUGGCCAGUUGGCAGCAGUUAAUGACUGUGUGUAUUCAAACAGAGGGAAAUCGAAGUAUGUAAUUGUGAAGGAUCUCGACGAAGUUCUAGUUCCAUACAAAGACAAAAUUCUACCAACUCUCAUCAACAGGAUGAUGGCAAAGGAACCUCUGGCCGGUGCCAUCAUGUUUCGAUCCACAUUUUUCCACAAAGAAUGGUCGGAUGACAUGGAAGGAUUCAAAGAUGCCCAAAGAGCAAAGCAGUCCCAACUGUACGCGCUGCUCAAGACUUGGAGAGAAACAAAGAUCUGGAAUUCAAAGAGAAGAUAAAAAAUGAUAAACCUGCCCAACAGGGUACACAUACAAGGAAUUCACUAUGUUCUGAAGAUGCGAAAAGGGUUUGUGGAGACUGAAGUUGACACUAAGGAAGGCUUGGUCCAUCACUACAGAGAAUGGUCGGCAACUACUGAUAAAAUGAAAGAAACUUUUCUGAGGGUAUUUAGUGAUUUACUCAUAGACAAAUGUAACAGAACGUUCCACUUCAUUCAUCGCAAUAGUGUCAUAAAGCAUGGAUAGAAACAGGAGUUUGGAGCAGCAAAGAUAGACACCAGUUCUGUUACACGUUAAAGCGUCGGCUAUUGAAUAUCAAACAUUUGGUAAUACCGACUCGUAGUCAUCAGAGGAAACCAGCUACAUUUUUCCAUUAGUGGCAAGGGAUCUUUUAUAUGCACUUUCUCACAGAUAGGUGAGCACAUACCACGGCCUUUGAUUGACUGAGCUAAAGCCCGUAUUCGUAAACGUACUCGAGUCAUCAUAUAGUGACGUAUGAUUACGAUGUGAUAUUCAUGCCUAUUACAUCCAGUAUUUGGGACAUUUUGAAGCAGCUACAUGUUAACAAAAUGGACUGACUGCCCAUUGUAUUCUGGUUUCUUUUCAUAAAUAAAAUUGUGGUAUAUUGGCACAUUUCCACAAUAGUUUCCGUAUACUCUUUUCUUGCAUGUCAAUCUUAUAGCCACUUAACGUGUAUGUAUUUUUAUCCUGCAACCACUGUUUCUACUGGUCGAUGGCGAUGAGCGAUUCAAGCAAAUUAUUACCCAUAUGGGCAGAGAGAAGUGGGGCAGAGAGAAGCGGGGAAAGAAAAAUUAUCUAAUAUAUUAAAAUAAAAAUAGCUGUUGAGAAAAAA